AUGUCCCUGUGGGAGGUGAUUGAUCCUGAUAUCGAGGGGAAAUCCCAGGCACUGCGGGAGACACGGGUUACACUGCAGACAUGGCUCGAGUCCAAGAACCACACCACGCACAACCAGUCCCACAAAUGGCACAGAAAUGGCAUCAAUAAACCCCGGUCACAAAGAUACAAAUCUCUUAAGGGGGUUGACGCCAAGUUUCUGAGGAACAUGCGCUUUGCCAAGAAGCACAACAAAGUCCUGAAGAAGAUGCAGGCCAACAAUGCAAAGGCAGUGAGUGCGUGCACAGAGGCCAUCAAGGCCCUGGUGAAGCUUCAGGCCAUCAAGCCCAAGAUGCCAAAGGGCCCCAGCCUCAAACUCAGCCGCCUGGCUUUCCUCGCUUACCCCAGUCUUGGGAAGCAGAUUCGAAGUUACACGGCCAAGGGGCAUAGGCUCUGCCAACCAAAGCCCAAGGUUCAAACCAAGGCAGAGGCCAAAGCUCCAGCUAAGGCCCAGGCUUCAGUUCCAGUCCAGGCUCCCAAAGGUCCCCAGGCCCCUGUGAAGGCCCCAUAG
Molecule: messenger RNA, 549 nt
Organism: Apodemus sylvaticus (European woodmouse)
Lineage: Eukaryota; Metazoa; Chordata; Mammalia; Rodentia; Muridae
Product: 60S ribosomal protein L29-like
Exons: 2
Coding region: 1-549 (182 amino acids)
Biological process (GO): cytoplasmic translation
Cellular component (GO): ribosome; cytosolic large ribosomal subunit
Molecular function (GO): structural constituent of ribosome
Source: RefSeq, a predicted model, not a curated record